AUGCGGCGACGGUACCUUGAGUGCGAGGACGAGAUGGGAGCCGGUGAAAGCCCCGUGCUUUCGGAGUUUCUAGCGCUAUACAGGAAGGAGGGGGGGAAGAAGAAGGUAACGGUGCGCGGUGUGGGCAGUGAAGGACAUUCUGUGUCCCACGACUACAAGCUACACGAGCGGCAUCUGGAGGGGCAUGUGCUCAACUUCCGCCUCUCCGACCUCAAGAAGCUCGCCCCGACGAAGCUGUUCCGAGCUUCCAAGUGGCCCAAGCAACGUCAACAACACGACCGGAAGGUGCGAGAGUACCUUCACGGAUGCAGUGCGCUCUUUGGGGACAAGCUCCCCGGCUUCAACAUGAUUGCCGCCGAGAGGGAGCUGCUCUCGUGGGUGCCAAUCAUGGAGACACACCAUGAGGACGAGGGCUUCUUCCAGGGACUCUGCAACUUCAUGAACACGUCUGAGGCAAACAGGAAGCUGAUGGCCAUUUUGCUGCUGGACUACGACAUCAACUGGGAUGCAGCUCUGGCCAAGUGGCGAGAGAAGCCCAGGCGCCCAGCCAAGACACCGGUCUUUGCAGCAGUUGAGAGAAAGCGCAAGGGGAAGGAUCUUGAUCCUGACGAGGCCAAACAGAAAGAGGUGGAAGCCGGUGACUGGGGGGAAGAGGAUGAUUCAGAUUUCGACGGCGGUGAGGAUGGGUUUGCGGAAGCACGCCACUACGAUGCCACAGAUAACCCUUUCCUCUCAGAGGAUGAGGGAGAAGAAGAUGACGAGGGAGAUGAGGGGAUUGAGAUGGCAGUCCCUGAGUAA
This is a messenger RNA of Closterium sp. Naga37s-1, 798 nucleotides long. Lineage: Eukaryota; Viridiplantae; Streptophyta; Zygnematophyceae; Desmidiales; Closteriaceae. The record is from the annotation of a GenBank genome assembly.